Acipenser ruthenus (sterlet) is the source of this 4065-nucleotide messenger RNA. RefSeq names its product TBC1 domain family member 2A-like. The transcript is spliced from 6 exons. NCBI's taxonomy places the organism in Eukaryota, Metazoa, Chordata, Actinopteri, Acipenseriformes, Acipenseridae. The record is from RefSeq and is a predicted model, not a curated record. Bases 314 to 1663 code for a protein of 449 amino acids.
UGCCUUCAGAAGUCAGUUUGUGUUUCCUCUGCCUUGCCCUUACAGGAACACAGUCCUCAAUAUCUGUGGAAACAAGCCAGCUCAGGAGCUGAGGCGGAGUGUGUUCAACUUUGACAAGAUUCAGCAGUCGGAAGACUGUCCCUGUGAGGAUCCUGUGACACAGAUACUGGGGGAAACAACAGCACCUCCAGCACCGCCUGUACCUCUGACACCCCCAGCACCUACAGUCCUUUCAGCUCCUUCAGUUUCUUCAGUUACAAACGAGUCUGCGCAGGAAGCAAAGACUGGAGGAAAGAGUUCUCCAUCAAGCAGCAUGAACAAGAGGGAGAAGAAAAUGACCAGUUCUCUUCAGCCUUCUGGGGAGAAGGUGUCAGGAAAGGAGGGGAGCCCCAUGGACAAACUAUCCAGACUCCAGCACGAGGUGUUCACGCUCACUGAGGAGCUCAAGUCACAAAAGGAGCUGGUGCGACUCCUUCACAAGGCCCUGGAGGCAGCACAGCAGGAGAAGAGGACCAGCAAACAGUUCCUGGCAGCAGCAGGGGAGCAGGAGCGGCUGGAACUGGUGCGGCACAAAGAGAGGUGUAUCGCGGACCUGGACGGCCGCCUGGAGGCCCUGCUCAAAGACAAGGAGGAGCUGGAGCAGCGGCUGGCCAUGCAGGACUGCCAAGUGAAUGAGCUGCAGCAGCACGUGCAGCUCAUGAUGGAGAAGAACAAUGCCAAGCAGGAAGUCAUCCUCAAGCUCUCCGAGCAGGUGGCUGCCUGCAUGGCUGACCCCCAGCGUACCGUAGCCAACUCCAUGGGCACAGAGACCUUCUGCAGGCUGCAGGAGAAGAUUGAGCACCUCAAGGACGAUAUAGAGGUGCACAAGAUCAAAAACAAGUUCCUCAACUCUGAAAUCUACCAGCUUACUAAGCUGUGGAGGAACAGUUCAGAAGAGGAGAAGGGCCUCCUGAUGAAGUGUGCCUACCUGGAGGCCAAAAACUGCCAGAUUGAGAGCAAGUACCUGGUCGUGCUGCGCAGGCUGCAGGAGAGCAAAGGGCUGGACAGCAGUCAGCAGGAGAUGGUGAAAAGGCUCAUUGAGGACUCACUGCAGGGAGACAAGAAGGAUGGCUUUAAACUCAACCCUGUCAGUGAGUACGACGACUAUGGAUUCAAGACCAUUCCUGAUUAUGAAGUAGAGGACGUGAAGCUCCUGGCCAAAAUCCAGGCCCUGGAGAUCCGUUCCAACAACUUGCGCAACAAUGAGAUGGUGGACAAGCCUUUGCGGACCAGGUGGGCUAACUACCUGGCCAGCCGUCCCUUGGACCAGCUGGCUCCCUCCCCGGAGCUGAAGGGCCUGAUCCGGUGUGGGAUCCCUGUGGAGUACCGGGAGCAGGUGUGGCGCUGGAUCGUGAGGACACGGACGCAGGUCUAUAGGAAGCGGAAUCCCAAUCGCUACCAGGAGCUGAGGAAGCACUGCAAGGUGUCGGAGCAGCCGGCCUCGCAGCAGAUCAGGCUGGACCUGCACCGCACCCUCACCAGCAAUAAGCACUCCUCCUCGCCCACCUCCGACGCAGUCCAAAAGCUGCAGCGCAUUCUGCUAGCCUUCUCCUGGCAAAACCCCACCAUCGGCUACUGCCAGGGCCUCAACCGGUACUGUACCUUUUGUAUUGAAAGUUCUUAGAUCCAUUCGCUCAUUUUAAGUAGUAAAAGGUGUUGCCAAAAAAGACAAAACACUUUCUUGUACUUCUUGGACGUGGACUAGCAUAACUUAUCCUUUCCUAAAACAGAGAAUAAUGCCUAUUACCGGUAAGCAGUGCCACAGGUAAUGUAUUUGCUUACGAUUGUAAGUCGCCCUGGAUAAGGGCGUCUGCUAAGAAACAAAUAAUAAUAUGCACUGGCCCUCUUUAAGUACAAUGAAGAGGACAUUCUAAAAAUUCACGACAAUCUGGAAAUCUACCAAUACCUCCGUUUUUUCACCAAAACUAUCUCUGAUGGCAGAAUGAGGAUGAUGAUAAUGUACAGCAGACGCAUCAGACCAGUUGCUGUCAAUCACAGACUGUAUAAACAGUUCACACUCAUCUCACUCACCAUGCUUUUAACCACUAGUAAAGUUAGUGAUUUCAGUAAACUGUCUUGUACCAUUUUGAUGAUGGUAAAUGUGAACAGUGAUUUUGCAGUUUACUGAGCUUUACCAUGCAUCCACUAUGAAACCGUAAGUCCUUCUUUACCAUUCACUUCCUACAGGUAAUGGAGCCCCCACCUCACAGACCCACAUAAUGUCCUCUUUGCAGCUUAGAAAACAGAUGUACUGUAUGUAUAGCUGUUUAAUGAACAGUUUGCAAGCAGAUUAUUAAAGUGUUGAACAAUUUAACUGGUAGGUCAAUUGGCUGGUUUCACAGGCCCUGAUUAGCACUAAUCCUGGACUACCUAUUGUUAUCUUAGGUAAGGUAGUCCAAAAUUAGUGCUAAUUGUAGUUUGUGAAACCAGCCGUUUAAGAUACUAUUAAAAACAGAAUGUUCUUGCCAUUAGGUCUUAGUAGUAAAAAUAAGUUAUCCUAAGGAUGAAUAAUUCCAAGGUUCUGUUGCCUUUUAUUUACUGAAAACAUUUAUUUUCUGUUAUACUGUAGCACGGAACUGGAUCAAUCAGUCUGCUUUCUCUUGAUUUUCAGUGAAAUAACUGGGAUUAUAUGAUAAUAAUUUGGCAGAGCUUUCUCACAAUGACUGUAAAGCAGCAGAAAUAUGUUUCCAUUUAGUUCUCAAAGCCUUUUCAUUGGAAUUAUUGAUUCAAUCACCAUGUUUCUCCUCUGCCCAGCCACUAAACCUGAAAUACAAACACAUUCAUUUAGAUACAGCCAUUCAUGCUUCAGUAUUAGACAAGAAUCCAGGCAGUGCCGGCUGUGCAGAGACAGGGGGCCAUUGACUGAUUUGGACCACCUGAAGAUUGAUACACUGUAGAAGUUAAUGGGUUCAAUCUCUAAACAAUUAUGUUAGAAAAUUAGCAAGCAACAACUUUGUAUGUCAGACUUACAUUUUUUGUUCCUGUUAGAACUGUGCAUUGUUUCUCAAGUGUGUAUGUUUGUCUUUUUGUCUUUUUAUGAAUUUAAUUUUGGCAGGCCCAUAUUUUGUUGUUUAUUUAUUUAUUUAUUUAUGUAUUUUUUGAAAGGGAAAUUGGCCGAGCGCCGCCCGGGGGGAGGGAGGGUUAGGUCGGCCAGGGCGUCAUCGGCUCACCGCGCACCAGUGACCCCUGUAGUCUGGCUGGGUGCCUGCAGGCUUGCCUGUAAGCUGCCCAAGAGCUGCGUUGUCCUCCGACGCUGUAGCUCUUGGGUGGCUGCAUAGCGAGUCCGCAGUGUGAAAAAAAGGGGUCGGCUGACGGCACACGCUUCGGCCAUUCCAAAUUGGGGAGAAAAUAAUAAAAAAUAAUAAUAAUUGGCAAUGACUAAAUUAAAAAAAAAAACUGCAUUGUUUCUCAAGUGUGUAUGUUUGUCUUUUUGUGUCUUUUUAUGAAUUAAAUUUUGGCAGGCCCAUACUUUAUUGUUUAUUUAUUUAUUUGUGUAUUUUUUGAAAGGGGGAAAAAUGCAGAGUUCCCAGGUCCUUUAACUUUGCAGUUGUUUCAUCAGUGGCAUUUUGUUUUCUCUGUAUCUUCUGUCUUUAGGAAACUAAUGAACAUAGCAUUUAAUGAUAUGAAUCCCUUCCCUAUGAAGCUGCUGAAGAACAGACGAGAGUUUCACAUGGAGAGGCUGACAGCCGAGCUGCAGGAGCUGGAGAGGAUACAGGAGGAGUUUGUGAAAGAACAACAAGUGGAGCGCAAAGACAAGGACCUGGACACUGCUGUCAGCGAAGACGAAGAAGUAAUACAGACUGCAGUUAGCUUGCAUCACACGUCCUGACGUUAUUGAAAAAUUACACAUCACUGAUACUAUUUAAACUAAUUUGUUUGCCUUAUUAUUCCCUGCUGUGGAAUAUAGUGGGGCUUACAUAUUGUGUAUGUCACACAUACAUCUAACUGUUAUCCUUUGUCUGUUGUUGAGUAUAUAGGUAUGUCAGACUUACAUUUUUACAUGUACAGUUCGGCUCUUAUUUUGUA